AUGCUCAAUAAUAUCAAUUUGUCAUUAAGUCAAAUAGAGGAGCUCACUAAGGAUGAGACUUAGAAGGAUUAACAGACAAAGGUGAAAGUCGAAAGGAAAAUUGAAAGAAGAUUAGGAUCUACGAACAAAGAUGAAUCUGCUAAUGUUUAGAUGAAAAUCGAAAAGAGGAUUGGCUCAGCAAAACCCAAAGAUUCUCUUCAGCAAUACACCAAUACAAAAAUCAAAAACAUUUACUAAUUUUUGGAAAAUGUUGAAUCUGACUCUUCCCAAGUAAGUUAAUAAAUUCAAUAACAACCAGUGAGAAGCAUAGAGGCUAUUGAGAAGGAGCAUGAAUACCAAUCAAAGAUUUAGUAGUUGCAAGGGAUUGUCUAAACAUAAAAAAUUGAAUUGGAUGAAUAACAGAAAACUAUUGAUAAUUUAAAAUAGUUGCUAGAAAAAUCGCAAGUCAAAUUGAAGGAGUCUGAGUCUAAUUUUAAAGAAACUAUAAAUCGCAGAUUGAAUGAGCAGAAGGCUGAAUUAGAAGUGGUCAUCAAUAGACAUCUUGGAUUCAUAGAUCAAUUAAUAAAUGACAAAAAAGAACUUAAUAAUCAGGUGGAAUAGUUGACGAGUGAGUUAAAGGGAAUUGAUAAAUAAUAGAAGAGAUAAUUGGAGGAAUUGAAGAAUAAUUUUGCAAGAGAAAUUAAACAAAAAUCUGAGUAAUGGUAAAUACAGGAAAAAUAGAAGAGAGAGAAAUGGGAGAAGGAGAAGUUGGCUGAAUUGAAAGAAUAAACUAUUAAAGGAUUGGAACCUGAAUUGAACAGAAUGAUAGAAAAGAAUAAAUUAGAAAUUAAAAGAAUAGAAGAAAAAUGUCAGAAAGAAAAGGAACUAUAAAAAAUAUAAGUGAUCGAAGAGUCUGAAAUGAAAAUGUAGAUAUUCAAAGAGAAGUGGGCUGCUGAAUAUGAAUUAUUGCAAUAAAAAGAGAGAGAGGCUUAAUUAAUUAAGUAAAAGGAAUUGUAUAGGACAUAUGAAGACUAGUUUGCUAAGGAGAGGGAUGCAUAUAAGUAAAGAAUGUAAUAGGAUAUUGAGGAUUGCGAAAGAAGAAGGAAGGAAGAAGCAGAUACCUAUGUUAAAAGGAUGAAAUAGUUAUCAGAUUCUUAGGCUGAAGAGAUCAGACGCAUAAAGAGUGAUUGCUAAAGAGAAAUAGAUGAAUACAAAGAAAAGUACUUUAAUAUGGAAAGUGAAGUGAAGGAAGCAUUACGAGGAGAUUAAGAAGCUUGGAAAUAGCAAUUUACAAUAAGAGCAGAAGCUGAUAUGAAUAGACAGAUUGAGAAGAUUCAAAAGAAGUUGGAGUAGGAUAGAAAUGAUAAAAUUGAAAAAAUAGUGUAAAAAUUGGCGGAGGAGAAAUAGCAGUAUGAGUAGAAUAUUCAAAUGAAAUAUGAUAAAAAGUUAAGGGACUAAUAGGCAGGGAAGGACGAGGAGAUUAAGUAAUUGAAGAAGUAAAUUAAGGCUUUGGAAGAUAGAGAAAAUAAAGAUGGUAGUGAAUAUUAGGCAGUUUAAAAGUCGAAUUAGGAUUUGUAAAGGUUAAUUGAGAAAUAAGAACAAGAGAAUCAGAAACAUUUUAAAGAGUAAAAAAAAUUGAAGGAGGAAAUGCUUAUAUACAAAGAGAAAUUAACUUAAUUUAAGGAGGAAUAAUCGUUGGAGAUCAAGGGAAUAAAGGAAUCCCAUGAAAGAGAAAAGAGUAGGAUUACAGAGUAGAACAAUAAGUUAUAGUUUGAGUUGGCUAAUUAAAAACAAUUAUUGGAAGAGACAUUGAGAGAAUUGGAUAUCAAACAUUCAUAAAAUUUAGAAGAAAUAGAAGAAAACGUAAAGAGGAUCAUUUUGAAGAAGGAUCAUGAGAUCAAGUAGUUAAAAGAAGAAUUGAGAAUGAAGUAGUUGGCAUGUGAAAAGUACGAUGAACUAUUGAAGAAAUAAAGAUAAGAUUUACUAAGACAAGUAGAAUAAUGA
Molecule: messenger RNA, 1983 nt
Organism: Paramecium tetraurelia
Lineage: Eukaryota; Ciliophora; Oligohymenophorea; Peniculida; Parameciidae
Exons: 3
Biological process (GO): intraciliary transport involved in cilium assembly
Source: RefSeq, a predicted model, not a curated record